Messenger RNA from Seriola aureovittata, 851 nucleotides. RefSeq names its product lipoxygenase homology domain-containing protein 1-like. Gene Ontology annotation, molecular function: protein binding. The record is from RefSeq and is a predicted model, not a curated record. Lineage: Eukaryota; Metazoa; Chordata; Actinopteri; Carangiformes; Carangidae. The coding region runs from base 111 to 851 and encodes 246 amino acids. The transcript is spliced from 4 exons.
AGAUUGAGGCUCAGGAUGUCGGCAAGAUCUACAAAAUACGCAUCUACCACGACGGGAAGGGUAUUGGAGAUGGCUGGUUCCUGGAGACAGUGGACAUCAAGCGGCUGACGAUGGCCAUGGUGCAGGUUGAGGUGAAGAAGGAGGACACCAAGAAAGAUAAGAAGAAGGACAAAAAAAAGAAGAAGAAAGAAGAGGAAGAGGAGGUGGAGAUAGUUGAGGAACUGCAGGAAGUGGUGGAGACAUUUACUUUCACUUGUAACCGCUGGCUUGCCAGGGAUGAGGAGGACGGGGAGAUUGUGGUUGAGCUGCUGACUGAGGACAAUGAAGACCUGGAGGUGAACUCAUAUGAGGUUCAUGUGUUCACCGGGACCAUGUGGGGGGCGGGGACUGAUGCCAAUGUUUACAUCAACAUCUACGGAGAGACUGGCGACACAGGAGAGCGACGGCUCAGGAAGUCCAACAACCUGAACAAAUUUGAGAAAGACCAGGAGGAUAUUUUCAACAUCACAGCGGUUGACCUGGGGAUCCUGAAGAAGCUGAGAAUCCGACAUGACAACAGACAGGCCAGCGCCGGCUGGUUUCUAGACAGGGUGGAGAUUGUAGACAACAAAGAUGACAGCACGUACUUUUUUCCUUGUAAACGCUGGCUGGCUAUUGAUGAGGAUGAUGGACAACUUGCUAGGGAGCUGGUUCCUGUGGACGAGGCCUUUAUGAGGAAGGGGGAUGAUGAUGAGGAAGACUCUGAAGCCACACUCGGUCUGGAACAGAAAGGUGAGAGCAACAUUAUGGACAGCACAGAGAAUCAGACCUUUGAACAAGAGGGGAAGCCUUUUUUUAAAUUAAAUGAAUGA